Molecule: messenger RNA, 1292 nt
Organism: Drosophila eugracilis
Lineage: Eukaryota; Metazoa; Arthropoda; Insecta; Diptera; Drosophilidae
Gene: Fsn
Product: F-box/SPRY domain-containing protein 1
Exons: 3
Coding region: 178-945 (255 amino acids)
Biological process (GO): synapse assembly involved in innervation; proteasome-mediated ubiquitin-dependent protein catabolic process
Cellular component (GO): synapse; SCF ubiquitin ligase complex
Molecular function (GO): protein binding
Source: RefSeq, a predicted model, not a curated record
GUCCAAGUGAGUGGUAUUUCACUGGUUGACCGUAAACGGCCACACUGCUAAGUCGAAUAGCAAAUUCCCUGAAUUUUAUUUUUAUUAUUGGUUGGUGUGUUAAAAUGACAAACAAAAGGAACGAGGAAAUCAGCUAAGCUAUUUAACAAGUCCCCAUCAGAGGAGCAGACGCACACAAUGGUCGACCCGGUGGCGGCAUUGUGCAACUACAAUGUGCUAGAGGUGAUCUUCUCCUACCUAGAGCUGGACGACCUAAGCCACUGCUCGCAGGUGUGCAAAAGUUGGUACCACUUCCUCAACGAUGAGAACAGCGAUGUAUGGCGCUGGCACUGCCUGAACAAGUUGCCGAAGGAGGCACUUAAGUCAGAUUUGCUGUCCUCCGUAUCUACUUACAAGACAAAGCUGCGGGCGUACUUCCACGCCUGGAGCCCCAACGACUGCUCGAGGAAUGUGUACAUUAAACCUAAUGGAUUUACCCUGCAUCGCAAUCCUGUGGCGCAGAGCACAGAUGCUGCACGGGGCAAGAUCGGGUUUCGCCACGGACGGCACACUUGGGAGGUAAUCUGGGAGGGACCACUGGGCACAGUGGCCGUUAUCGGAAUAUCCACCAAGGAGGCGGCGCUGCAGUGCCACGGCUAUGUUGCCCUACUCGGCUCUGACGACCAGAGCUGGGGAUGGAACCUGGUCGAAAACCACUUGCUGCAUAACGGGGACAUGCAAGGCAGCUACCCGCUAUUGAACAAUGCACCUAAGUACCAGGUGGGCGAGCGUAUACGCGUCAUUCUCGACUGCGAGGACAACACCUUGUCGUUCGAGAAGAACUAUGAGUUCCUGGGCGUGGCCUUUCGAGGUCUACCCGACAAGAAGCUCUAUCCCACAGUAUCCGCUGUCUACGGCAACACUGAGGUGUCGAUGGUUUACCUGGGCACCCCGUUAGACGGAUAGCUUUGGCCUAGGCGUAGAACUUGGUUAACACACUCAAUGGAUCCACUAAGUUAUUGUGUAAAUUUGUAUUUAUCUUAAUUAUGAUUGCUUCAUUCCACCUGCAACUCAGUUCGAUAUCGUAAAUUUAGUUACUAGUUUCGUUUUCUGUACAAAAUUAUGCAUUUUGUUGAUUUUACGCUACGCCAAAGUUCAAAACCACCUCGGCAUUAUCUUCACAUGGCAAUUUACGUUAGUUAUACGAACCAAAUGAAUAUUAUAUAGCGAUUAAACAAUAGUUGAAUCAAUUUUUUAUACACCAGUCGCUGAUGAUUGUGCAAGUAAAAUUACAGACAGAAGAACGAACUACA